Molecule: messenger RNA, 1482 nt
Organism: Symphalangus syndactylus (siamang)
Lineage: Eukaryota; Metazoa; Chordata; Mammalia; Primates; Hylobatidae
Gene: EPYC
Product: epiphycan
Biological process (GO): bone development; articular cartilage development
Cellular component (GO): extracellular matrix
Molecular function (GO): protein binding
Source: RefSeq, a predicted model, not a curated record
GCCAUUUCAUCAAGUCAGAGCCAAAGGAAAGCUUGAAAAAUGAAGACAUUAGCAAGAAUUGUUCUGGGACUUGUCAUCUUUGAUGCUGCUGUGACUGCCCCAACUCUGGAGUCUAUCAACUAUGACUCAGAAACCUAUGAUGCCACCUUAGAAGACCUGGAUAAUUUGUACAACUAUGAAAACAUACCUGUUGAUCAAGUUGAGAUUGAAAUAGCCACUGUGAUGCCUUCAGGGAACAGAGAGCUCCUCACUCCACCCCCACAGCCUGAGGAGGCCCAGGAAGAGGAAGAGGAGGAGGAAUCCACUCCCAGGCUGAUUGAUGGCUCUUCCCCCCAGGAGCCUGAAUUCACAGGGGUUCUGGGGCCACACACAAAUGAAGACUUUCCAACCUGUCUUCUGUGUACUUGUAUAAGUACCACCGUGUACUGUGAUGACCAUGAACUUGAUGCUAUUCCUCCGCUGCCCAAGAACACCGCUUAUUUCUAUUCCCGCUUUAACAGAAUUAAAAAGAUCAACAAAAAUGACUUUGCAAGCCUAAGUGAUUUAAGAAGGAUUGAUCUGACAUCAAAUUUAAUAUCUGAGAUUGAUGAAGAUGCAUUCCGAAAACUGCCUCAACUUCGAGAGCUUGUCCUGCGUGACAACAAAAUAAGGCAGCUCCCAGAAUUGCCAAUCACUUUGACAUUUAUUGAUAUUAGCAACAAUAGACUUGGAAGGAAAGGCAUAAAGCAAGAAGCAUUUAAAGACAUGUAUGAUCUCCAUCAUCUGUACCUCACUGAUAACAACUUGGACCACAUCCCUCUGCCACUCCCAGAAAAUCUACAAGCCCUUCACCUCCAGAAUAACAACAUUCUGGAGAUGCAUGAAGAUACGUUCUGCAAUGUUAAAAAUUUGACUUAUAUUCGUAAGGCACUAGAGGACAUUCGAUUGGAUGGAAACCCUAUUAAUCUCAGCAAAACUCCUCAAGCAUACACGUGUCUACCUCGUCUGCCUGUUGGGAGCCUUGUCUAAUUUCAGAUAAUGGUUAGCAUUAUGAUGGCUACUAUAAAUAAACCAUUCUUACUGCUCUCUUCCAAAACAAAACUCAGCAUGAUACUUUGAGAUUGUGUUCUGAGAGAUGAUAUGACUACAUAAAAUACAAUUAAAAAUGUUAUAAUGAAAAUGUAGUAAUUUAAGAAAACACCAGAUGAGUUAGGAAUAAACCUAUAACAUUUACAAAAAGAGCAAAACUAAGUGAUAGAAAAUAUUUCACAUAUGUUCUUAUAGAUCAUGUAUCACUUGCAAGUUUUAGGAGUUCAUAUACUAUGUAAUUUCAAAUUAAGUACACAAUAAAGUAAAAUUUUGAAAUGAACACUUUAGGUAUUUUUGCCAAGAUUUAGAUAUUUUUAAUUAAACUUUUCUCUUCCUUUUUUUUCCACUAAUGCAUGUUUAUUCCCCUAAUCCAUUAAAGAGCAUGAAGAAAAGAAUAAAAGUAUUUGAAAAUUA